AUGGCUCUCACGGUGUUGGCUGGUCUCCUUCCCCUGAGUGUCUGUCUCCUGUUGACACCCGGCCCCACCGAGGCAGGCAGGUUGCUGGUGGUGCCCAUGGAUGGGAGCCACUGGUUCACCAUGAGCUCAGUGGUGGAGCAGCUGGUCCAGAGAGGGCACGAGUUAGUGGUGGUCAUGCCAGAGGUGAGUUGGCAGCUGAAGAAAUCAUUCAACUUUACAGUCAAGACCUACUCGCUCUCUUACUCUAUAGAGGAUGUAAAUCGUGAAUUCAAGAGGUUCGUUGAUGUGCAAUGAAAAAUUCGAGAACAAAAUUUACUUUAAAUGAUGAUGACGACACCCACCCAAUUUUUUGAUUACUUUUUCUCUCAUUGUAAGAGCUUGUUUGAAGACAGGAAACUAGUAAGAUACUUGGAAGAGACUUCUUUCGAUGCGGUAUUUCUAGAUCCUUUUGAUAUGUGUGGUCUGAUUUUAGCCAAGUACCUGUCCCUCCCCUCAGUGGUCUUCACCAGAGGGGCAUUUUGCUAUUUUCAGGAUGAAGGGACUCAGUGCCCGAGUCCCCUGUCCUAUGUCCCUAGAGGACUCUUAGGUUUCUCAGAUACCAUGACAUUCCGGGAGCGAGUGCAGAAUCUCCUCUUCCAUGUGCAGGAGCGUUUAUUUUGCCGCUAUUUUCUGAAAACGGCUGUAGAUGCUGCCUCUGAGAUUUUGCAGACCACCAUCACCCCCUAUGACCUCUACAGUCAAGCGUCCAUCUGGUUGUUACGGACUGAUUUUGUGCUGGACUAUCCCAAACCUGUGAUGCCCAACAUGGUUUUCAUUGGCGGCAUCAACUGCCAUGCAGGAAAGCCCCUGACACAGGUAAGCCCUGUGCCUGAGCAGAGAAUGCUGAAUCAGGCCCUGGGUUCUGUGUUUCUUACUGAACUAGGCUAG
Molecule: messenger RNA, 927 nt
Organism: Sorex fumeus (smoky shrew)
Lineage: Eukaryota; Metazoa; Chordata; Mammalia; Eulipotyphla; Soricidae
Product: UDP-glucuronosyltransferase 1A8-like
Exons: 1
Molecular function (GO): UDP-glycosyltransferase activity
Source: RefSeq, a predicted model, not a curated record